AUGGCUGUAGAACAAGUACCAGAGCUGAAUAGACUUCCAAGUAUAGGACUCCCCCACACCACCUCCCCUCCUCCUAAUCCCCCAUUUCCCCUUCCCCGCUUCCCUCCUCUCCUCACCAAACCAUCCCUCUCCUAUCCUCAGCUGGAUGACGUUAUCGAUACUGACGUGGUUCUCAUAACCCAAUCACUAGACGAUCACAUGCACGUGAGGACGCUCAAGGCGCUGGCAGCUAGGCGGCCGGACGUCCCUGUGAUCGCCACUCCCAACGGACAGGCGUUUCUGGACUCCCUGUUCUCCAAUGUGACAUACCUAGAGCCCGGCUCAUCCACCUCCUUUUCUUCGUCCAAAGGAGCCCGGCUGUCUGUGAAGGCCGUGCCUGGGCCUGUGCUGGGUCCACCCUGGCAACGACCAGAGAAUGGGUACAUUGUUCGAGGGGGAGUGUCAGGUGCCUCUAUUUAUAUCGAGCCACAUUGUGUGUUUAACGAGGCAGCUCUUAAGGAGGGUGGCGAACGAGUGGAUGUGCUGGUGACGCCGGUGGUGAAACAGGAGUUACCGGCUUUCACCCUCGUGUCAGGGCAGGAGGAUGCUGUGAGGCUGGCUCAGGUAGUGGGCGCUAGAUACGUGGCGCCUAUGGCUAAUGCUGACGUGGACGCGUCUGGGAUUUUGAGUGCUCUUGUAACUCCUAUUGGCACACUCGAUUCAUUCAAGGUACGCCCCACUCUUUUUCUGAGCCACUUUCUCGUAUUCCUCCUUUUUGCUGUCUCCUUUCGCCCUCCAUAUCUCUCCUUUCCAGUCAUGGCUAACCCUCGUCGUACCAUCCUCAUGUGUUUUGCGUUGACUGGAAACAUGCCUUUCCUUUUCUCCCUCCUCCCUUCUCCCUUCUACUUCCUCCCUUCUCCCUUCUACUUCCUCCCUUCUCCCUUCUACUUCCUCCCUUCUCCCUUCUACUUCCUCCCUUCUCCCUUCUACUUCCUCCCUUCUCCCUUCUACUUCCUCCCUUCUCCCUUCUACUUCCUCCCUUCUCCCUUCUACUUCCUCCCUUCUCCCUUCUACUUCCUCCCUCCGCCCUCCCCCUUUCUCUUAUCUCCCUUCUCCCCAUCUCCCUUCUCCCCGUCUCCCUUCUCCCCGUCUCGCUUCUCCCCGUCUCCCUUCUCCCCAUCUCCCUUCUCCCCAUCUCCCUUCUCCCCGUCUCCCUUCUCCCCGUCUCGCUUCUCCCCGUCUCCCUUCUCCCGUUUCUCCUGCUUGACUCCUUGUAACGCUGUAACCCUCCUGCAGCUACACUCGGUGCGCCGCUUAUACGAGAACAUCAUGCCGUCCCGUACGGUGUACAACACUAAGCUCACCUAUGCAUUCUCACUACACUCGGUGCGCCGCUUAUACGAGAACAUCGUACCGUCCCAUACGGUGUACGACGUCGAGUCACCGGAGCACGUGAUUCGCCGGUUCAGCCACGAUGGGCAGUACCUCAUCUGCUUCUCGCGCAACGGCCUUGAGCUCAUUGUGUACCGCUUCCACUGGUUCAACUACGGCGCGCAGGGGGCAGCGGGAGUCGCAGAGGCAGAGGAGGACGACCACCUGCCAGCAGCGUCCAGAAAAUUCCCGAGCUACUUUGAGCAGCUGUACUGCGCGCCCCUGGGGAGGGGCAGCGAGGUGCUGUGCAAGGACCUCUUCCUCUGCUGCCAGGGAUCUGCCUUGGGCGUGUUUGCCUCGGCCACCCCUGCGGAUUUGGCGUCUCCUCCUAGGGUGGGGGCAGUUAAAGGGGUGCCUGCUAUGGAGAGCAUCACUCUACACCUCGUCAGGCUGUGUGAUGGCAAGGUGGUGGACAGGCGUGUGUUUCGAGACGACUACAUCAACCUCACCCACAAUGGAGGGGCGUUUCUGUACGACGACCUGCUCUCCGUGCUCAGCAUCCGCUUCCAGAGGAUACACUUGUUCCAGGUGAGAGGAAUCGAAAGUCGCCCAGAGGAGUUGAGUGAACUCAACUCAACCCUCACUGUGUUUCGAGACGACUACAUCAACCUCGCUCACAACGGAGGGGCGUUUCUAUACGAUGACCUGCUGUCCGUGCUCAGCAUCUGCUUUCAGAGGAUCCAUCUCUUUCAGGUGAGGGUGGUGGAUUGGUCGGUUUGUGGAUGUGCAGGUGGUGGGGCCGUUUGGGUGUGUGACGAUGAUGAGCUGCUGCUCUCAUCCUACCUCUCCACCACUCCCCACCCCCCUGCACCACAGAUCGUAGAGGCAGCAGAGCGGUUUGUAGACGUGCAAGUAAUCGGGCCGUUCGGGUGCGAUGAUGAUGAGUUGAUGCUCUCAUCCUACCUCUCCACCACUCCCCACCCCCCUGCACCACAGAUCGUAGAGGCAGCAGAGCGGUUUGUAGACGUGCAAGUAAUCGGGCCGUUCGGGUGCGAUGAUGAUGAGUUGAUGCUCUCAUCCUACCUCUCCACCACUCCCCACCCCCCUGCACCACAGAUCGUAGAGGCAGCAGAGCGGUUUGUAGACGUGCAAAUAGUGGAAGCAGCAGAGCGGUUUGUAGACGUGCAAGUGAUCGGGCCGUUCGGGUGUGACGAUGACGAGCUGCUGCUGCAGUCGCAUUUCCACGAGGAGUGGCGCUUUCAGCGGCAUUUGGCUGAACUGAGGAGGAGGCAGGCCACGGGAGGGAGGGGAGGGGGUGGUGAGGGGAGUGGAGGUGUGGGAGGUGAGGAGGGGAUUAGUGAGGGGGGUGUGGGGGGGUAUACGGAAGAGGAUGAGGAGGGGGAGGGGGAGGAGGAAGGGGAGGAAGGGGAGGGGAGAGGGGAGGGAGGUGAAAGGGGAGGGCGGGAGGGGGGAGAUGGAGAGGAGGUGGGAGGGAGAUUGGGAGGAGUGGGGGGAGGAGGUGGAAGGGGGGAGGGAGAGAGGGUGGGUGAUGCAGAGAGGAAAGGCAGGAGUACGGUUUUAGAGGGAAGGGGUGAUGACGGUAGAAUGAGGGGAGAGGAGGGGAGAGUGGCGGAUGAGAGGAGUCAGGGUGAGGGGAGUAGGGGGGAGGGAAGUAGCGGGGAGGGGAGCAGGGGUGAGGGGAGCAGGGGUGAGGGGAGCAGGGGUGAGGGGAGCAGGGGUGAGGGGGUCGAGAGGGGGACGGGACAGGAAAGGAAGUGGAAAGAGACGCAAGGAUUGGGAGGAGGGUAUUUGGAUAGGAGGCAGGACGAGCAGGGGGUGAAGAAGCCGCGAUUGAGACUGGAAAGUGUGAGGGAGGAGGGGGUGGAGGGGCAUGGGAGAGAUGAGUCAGGGGAGGUUGGAGAGAGGGCGAGAGGUGGGGAUGGGGGAAAGGAGGGAGGAGAGAGAGGAGAGAGAAGAGAAAGAGCAGUGGAAAAGGCUGAGAUUGUAAGCGAGGGAGUGGAGGAAGGAGGAGGUGGGGAAGGAGAAGAAGGGGAAGAAGUAAAGAGAAGUGAGAGAGGGGAAGGGACCACUGUAGGUGACGAGGGGGCAAGGGAAGAGAAGGGAGGAAGCGGAGGAGGAGGAGGAGGAGGAGGCGAGGAAAGAGGAGAGGAAACUGGUCACAGUGUCAGAGGGAAGGAAACGGGAGGAGGAGAAAUUGGAGGAGAGAGAGGAGGAGCAAGAGGAGGAGCAAGAGGAGGAGCCGGGGGAAUGGGAGGGGUAGCGAUGUAUGAGAGGCGCUAUGGGGGGGAGGAUGGGCGGCUGUUAGCGCCGCGCACAUCCAUGGGUCCCCCUGGUGGUGGGGGAAGGGGGAGAAGAGAGGGAGGGAGAGGAGGGGCAGGGGGAGGAGGGGCGGCGGGAGGAGGGGUGGCAGCAGGAGGAGCAGGAGCAGCAGGAGGAGGGAGGGGUGGGGAUGUGUGGAUGCAAGGUGGGGUUGCUGCUCACAGCCUUACCAUGUCUACCUUUGGCUCUAGCCUCUUCAGCCUCUCGUAUGGGCCUGACGGUCAGGCAUCGCUACAAUCGCCUUCCCACACCGCCUCACACACUCACUCCCACACUCACUCUCACACUCACUCGCAUGCCCACUCCCAUGGACAUUCCCACGCUCACUCCCAAUCGCACUCGCGUGCUCAUUCGCACGAGCGUGGGACUGGGGGAAUGCGGCACCACGGAGGGGCGAGCUCAGAGGGAGCAGCAAGAAGCGGCUUGCCGUUUUUCUUUGGAGCAAUGGGAGCAGCAGCAGGGGGGAGGGGAGUGGGGGGAGGCACUGGGGAGGGCGGAGAGAGGGGGGUGAGUGGGAGGAUGAUUGGGUCUAGGAGUCAGGGAGAGGGGAGGGAGAGAGGGAUAGGGGGAGGGGGGUCUGAGAGGGAGAGAGGCGGCAGGGAGAGGGGCAGUAGGAGACGACGCAGCAGACAGACGGGGGAGGGCGGCAGCGAAUCGGGAACGGGCGGCGGUGGGGCGGCGAGUUAUGUUGUCAGUGACAGGGGCGAUCUGGAGGCGAUUACGAGGCAGCAGUUGGGGGGAGGAGCGGGGGGAAGGGGGAGUGAAGGCGUGGGGGGAGCAGCAGGGGGAGGGGCAGCUGCAGGAGGAGGGGCAGGGGGAGAAGGAGAGGCAGGGAGAGAAGGAGGAGCAGCGGCAGCAGGAGCAGGGAGAGGGGUGAGGGGAGGAGUGGGAGCAGCAGAACUGGCAGGGGAAGGAGAUGGGGGUGCGCAUGGGCAUGGGCAUGGUCAUAGGGAUGGGGAUGGCCUAGAAGGUGGACGAACAGAUGGCACUGGUGGUGGGGGUGUAUCCGCUCCCAUGCCUGGGCCUGGUGCUGCCAGAGGUGCUGGGAGAUCAGAAGGCCCUGCAGGAGCAGGAGCAGGAGCAGCAGGAGUGGGAGGAGAGGGAGGAGUGGGCGGAGGGGGAAGAGGGGUUGGAGGGGGAGGAAUGGGAGGAGUGGGAGGAAUGGGUGGAGGGGAGAGAGAAGGGGGGGUAGGGGGAGGUGGGUUUGGGGGAGCUCUAGCCGGGCUAGAGAGGGAAGGAGGGGCAAGGGAGGCCAGUGGAUGGGGUGACGGGAGGUGGAUGUUGGGGGGGGAAGGGGAGGAGGUGGGCAUGAGGGGUAUGGGGGAACUGGGGGUGGGUGGGGGGAUGGUGAAUGCUGGGGGGCUGUUAACAGGUGGCGGGUUGUUGAGUGUGCUGAUGCAGCGGCUGCUGGUGCACGUAUUUGAGUGCCACCUGGGGGAUGCAGUGGGGUCGAGCUCAGCUGUUGCACCGCUGUCAUCUGCUCAUCCGCCUGGGCAGCACAGAGGGGGUGGUGCUGCGGGGUCUCACUCGUUCGCACCUCCCGCUCCCACUUUCUUCCCCGUGCCAGGCUCAGCUGUUGCACCGCUGUCAUCUGCUCAUCCGCCUGGGCAGCACAGAGGGGGUGGUGCUGCGGGGUCUCACUCGUUCGCACCUCCCGCUCCCACUUUCUUCCCCGUGCCAGGCUCAGCUGUUGCACCGCUGUCAUCUGCUCAUCCGCCUGGGCAGCACAGAGGGGGUGGUGCUGCGGGGUCUCACUCGUUCGCACCUCCCGCUCCCACUUUCUUCCCCGUGCCAGGCUCAGCUGUUGCACCGCUGUCAUCUGCUCAUCCGCCUGGGCAGCAGAGAGGGGGUGGUGCUGCGGGGUCUCACUCGUUCGCACCUCCCGCUCCCACUUUCUUCCCCGUGCCAGGCUCAGCUGUUGCACCGCUGUCAUCUGCUCAUCCGCCUGGGCAGCAGAGAGGGGGUGGUGCUGCGGGGUCUCACUCGUUCGCACCUCCCGCUCCCACUUUCUUCCCCGUGCCAGGCUCAGCUGUUGCACCGCUGUCAUCUGCUCAUCCGCCUGGGCAGCACAGAGGGGGUGGUGCUGCGAGGUCUCACUCGUUCGCACCUCCCGCUCCCACUUUCUUCCCCGUGCCAGGCUCAGCUGUUGCACCGCUGUCAUCUGCUCAUCCGCCUGGGCAGCACAGAGGGGGUGGUGCUGCGGGGUCUCACUCGUUCGCACCUCCCGCUCCCACUUUCUUCCCCGUGCCAGGCUCAGCUGUUGCACCGCUGUCAUCUGCUCAUCCGCCUGGGCAGCACAGAGGGGGUGGUGCUGCGGGGUCUCACUCGUUCGCACCUCCCGCUCCCACUUUCUUCCCCGUGCCAGGCUCAGCUGUUGCACCGCUGUCAUCUGCUCAUCCGCCUGGGCAGCACAGAGGGGGUGGUGCUGCGGGGUCUCACUCGUUCGCACCUCCCGCUCCCACUUUCUUCCCCGUGCCAGGCUCAGCUGUUGCACCGCUGUCAUCUGCUCAUCCGCCUGGGCAGCAGAGAGGGGGUGGUGCUGCGGGGUCUCACUCGUUCGCACCUCCCGCUCCCACUUUCUUCCCCGUGCCAGGCUCAGCUGUUGCACCGCUGUCAUCUGCUCAUCCGCCUGGGCAGCAGAGAGGGGGUGGUGCUGCGAGCGUCCGACAGCUCCCAUGCAAGCUGCUGCAGCCGUCUCUCAACCCACCCAUCAGCUCCUUGUGCCCUUCCUCCUUUUAUAUGGCUCAGCUGUUGGACCGCUGUCAUCUGCUCAUCCGCCUGGGCAGCACGGAAGGGGUGGUGCUGCGAGCCUCUGACAGCUCCCACCAGAACUCUUUUUUCACCGUUUACAACUUCGUCACCACCAGAGUGCUGUGCUUCUAUCAGGUGAGUGCUCUCUGCUUCUGGAAGGCGCCUCAAAAGGCUGAAAGAGAUUGCUUCCUUCCCCCCUCUGUGGUGACUUUUGAGGCGCCUCAAAAGGCUGAAAGAGAUUGCUUCCUUCCCCCCUCUGUGGUGACUUUUGAGGCGCCUCAAAAGGCUGAAAGAGAUUGCUUCCUUCCCCCCUCUGUGGUGACUUUUGAGGCGCCUCAAAAGGCUGAAAGAGAUUGCUUCCUUCCCCCCUCUGUGGUGACUUUUGAGGCGCCUCAAAAGGCUGAAAGAGAUUGCUUCCUUCCCCCCUCUGUGAACUCGUCGGAGGACUUUCUGUCUGCGUUUGAGCAUUUCUGCGACCACUUCCGCGCCCCGCCGCGGUCUCCAGCCGGGUUUUCGUUCAUCAGCAGCUGCGCCAACAAUGUGUUUGCGCGCGAGGCGUUCAAGAAGCAGAAGGCUGCUCUAGUCACGUGCAAGGGCGGAUCACAGACGCAGGCAAUAAAGCGAAUGCUGGCUGCUCUUCCCUACAGUGCACAGACCUACUCCCCAUCUCCCUACUUCGACCAGUCGCUCUUUCAUUUUGAUGAAAAGUACGCCUCCCUCUGCUUCCACCGUCCCAUCUCACAUCCGAUUUUUGAGGCGCCUUUUGAGGCGCCUCAAAAGUAA
Messenger RNA from Closterium sp. NIES-65, 7224 nucleotides. Lineage: Eukaryota; Viridiplantae; Streptophyta; Zygnematophyceae; Desmidiales; Closteriaceae. The record is from the annotation of a GenBank genome assembly.